Molecule: messenger RNA, 549 nt
Organism: Clavispora lusitaniae ATCC 42720
Lineage: Eukaryota; Fungi; Ascomycota; Pichiomycetes; Serinales; Metschnikowiaceae
Biological process (GO): regulation of gene expression; maturation of 5.8S rRNA
Cellular component (GO): nucleolus; exosome (RNase complex)
Molecular function (GO): DNA binding; RNA binding
Source: RefSeq, a predicted model, not a curated record
AUGGAGAAUUUAGAAAAUAUAAAAGGCUUUGUCCGGUCUCUUGAACAUUCAGUGGAGGAUUUAAGUGAAGCACUCGAGCCUGUUUUGAAUACUUCUAUCGAAGACAUGAUUGCAGAGUGUACCACCCCUCAGCAAAAAGUCAAGGUCUACAACAGUUAUUUGUAUUGUGUUAUUUCCAUACUAUUCGCAUACAUUAAGUCUCUUGGAGUCAACACCGAUGAUCACCCGGUGAUGAACGAACUCACCAGAAUUAAGCAGUCUAUGAAGGCUCUAAAAGAUGCUGAGGAGUCUCUUCAGAAGAAAUCUGAAAACGCAAAAGAAUCCAAAGACCAAGCAAAAGAAUUUCUCCAGCGAGCUUUGGGUACUACUGGCGGUGCUGCCGCCCCAGACAGCAUGAAGAGCCCGGCUAUCAGCAAAGUUAACUUCCAAGGGACGCACACCAAGUUCACAGACGACGAACAUAAAACAUCAUCCACGGCAACAUCGUACAAAGGACCUUCUGGCAAGGUGGCAAAACCCCGUAAAGGCGGCAGCAAGUCAUCUAAGUAA